Molecule: messenger RNA, 867 nt
Organism: Ailuropoda melanoleuca (giant panda)
Lineage: Eukaryota; Metazoa; Chordata; Mammalia; Carnivora; Ursidae
Product: olfactory receptor 4K3-like
Exons: 3
Coding region: 1-867 (288 amino acids)
Biological process (GO): G protein-coupled receptor signaling pathway
Cellular component (GO): membrane
Molecular function (GO): olfactory receptor activity
Source: RefSeq, a predicted model, not a curated record
AUGGAAAAAGCCACUGUAUUAGGUAAACUCAUUAUUACCUUUGGAGUAAAACUGGACCCUCACUUACACUCUGCCAUGUACUUCUUACUGGUCAACCUCUCCUUUAUUGAUAUGACCCUGGCCUCCUUUGCUACUCCUAAAAUGAUCUGUGACCUAAUUAGUGAAUAUAAGGCUAUCUCCUAUGAAAGCUGCAUGGUCCAGAUGUUCUUUCUUCACCUUUUAGGUGGAAGUGAGAUGACGUUGCUUGUAGCCAUGGCAAGUGAUAGAUUCAGUGCCUCAUGGCUGUUGAUCUGGUACAUUGCAAUAUGCAAACCUCUUCAUUACACAUCCAUCAUGAAUCGCCAGGUCCUCAUGGGCUCUGUGCUGCUAUCAUGGGCUGUUGGUUUUGUGCAUACCAUGAGCCAGAUGGUUUUUACUAUCACCUUGCCCUUUUGUGGUCCCAACAUAGUGGAUGAUAUUUUUUGUGACCUUCCCCACGUUCUAAAACUUGCCUGCACUGAGACCUAUGUUCUGGAGUUGCUGGUAACCAUUUACAGUGGUCUGCUGUCUUUCAUCUGUUUCAUACUCCUGCUUAUUUCCUACACUGUCAUUCUCGUAAGUGUCAGACGUCGAUCCUCUGGUGGACUUUCCAAGGCUCUGUCCACACUGUCUGCUCACAUUACAGUGAUCACUCUGUUCUUUGGGCCGAUUAUCUUCAUUUACGCUUGGCCAUUCAGUGGCUUUUCAGUGGAGAAGUUUCUUUCUAUGUUUUAUUCAAUUAUUACACCUUUACCGAACCCCAUCAAUUAUACUCUAAGAAAUCAGGAGAUGAAAGCAGCCAUUAGUAAACUGAGGACCAAACACAUUCUCAGAAUAAAUUGGUAUUAA